Messenger RNA from Rotaria sp. Silwood1, 984 nucleotides. The record is from the annotation of a GenBank genome assembly. NCBI's taxonomy places the organism in Eukaryota, Metazoa, Rotifera, Eurotatoria, Philodinida, Philodinidae.
AUGACAUUUGGUAUUCGCAAUAUCAUUGGCAUUCAUCGUCUUCACAGGGGUGAAAAAAAUUAUUCAACUCCAUUAUUAUUCAAAACAUAUGCACAAUGGUCCUAUUUGCAACGAAAAGUAUUUGAUUGUCUUAUUUGGUGUCAUUUAGCUCAUGCACUUGAGUUUGGUAUUGCACUUUUAUGUUGGUUUUGGAUUUUUCCAAUGACAUUUCCUGAAGCAAAUGAAUGGCAUUUUAGAUGGACAUCUCGAAUUUUUCUUUAUAAUAUAAUGUGUGAAUUUAUCAUUUAUUCAUUUUGGCAUUGGAUGACUCACUCACGUAUGAGUCCAUAUCCUCGAGGACCGUUACAUGAAAAAAAAUUUAAUCCAGUCAAUGCUUAUGAAGAAAAAGGUCAACGUCAUCUGUUAAGAGAAAUAACAUUUACAACGCUUAGCUGGUUACAUUCUGCUUUUGUUCAAUGCGUUUUUAUGUGGUUAUGGGCUAGUGGUCGAUUACCUUAUUAUGGUGACUUUUGGUCUCGACCAUUCUCUUCGAUUUUUAUUCUUUUGGGUGUUACUUAUUGGAGGAUUCAUCGUUUAAUGCAUCCAUGGUGGUCUAUUCAAUAUGGUUUACGUGAAGGUGACAUUGGCGCAUUUCUCUAUCGUCAUUUUCAUAGUCUUCACCAUCAAAGUCGCAAUCCUGGUCCAUGGUCUGGAUUAUCUAUGCAUCCAGUUGAACAUUUAGUUUAUUACACAUGCACUUAUUUUCCACUAAUGUUUUCAUGUCAUCCACUUCAUUUUCUUUAUGCUAAAUUUCAUGCUGAUAUUGCACCAAUUGGUGGUCAUGAUGGUCAUAAUGACCCAGCUGGUGGUUCAGAUUUUCAUUAUUUACAUCAUGCCUAUUUUGAUUGUAAUUAUGGAGGGCCAUUGAUUGAAUUUGAUCGUUUAUUUGGUACUUACAAAGAAUUUGUGAAGAAACCAUCAACAAUCAAUAAAACUCAAGAUUAA